GCAACCGAGAUCUCGCGGCGUUUUGUGAGAUAAAAGUUUCUUGUCGCAGCGUCUCGUUCUUCUUUCUCGGGGAAACACCAAAUGGCGGAUGACGCCGGUGCAGCGGGAGGGCCCGGAGGCCCCGGGGGCCCAGGCCUGGGAGGCCGCGGCGGCUUCCGCGGAGGCUUCGGCAGUGGACUUCGAGGCCGCGGGCGCGGGCGCGGCAGGGGCCGGGGCCGAGGCCGCGGGGCUCGCGGCGGUAAGGCCGAGGACAAGGAGUGGAUUCCUGUCACCAAGCUGGGCCGGCUGGUCAAAGACAUGAAGAUCAAGUCCCUGGAGGAAAUUUAUCUUUUUUCCUUACCCAUUAAGGAGUCUGAGAUUAUUGACUUUUUUCUGGGCACAUCUCUCAAGGAUGAAGUUCUAAAGAUCAUGCCUGUGCAGAAGCAAACUCGUGCCGGCCAGCGGACCAGGUUCAAGGCAUUUGUUGCCAUUGGGGACUACAACGGUCAUGUUGGUCUGGGUGUAAAGUGCUCCAAGGAAGUAGCCACUGCCAUUCGUGGUGCCAUCAUCCUAGCCAAGCUCUCCAUUGUCCCGGUGCGGAGAGGCUACUGGGGGAAUAAGAUCGGCAAGCCCCACACUGUCCCUUGCAAGGUGACGGGCCGCUGUGGCUCUGUGUUGGUGCGUCUGAUCCCUGCCCCCAGAGGCACUGGCAUUGUCUCAGCCCCUGUGCCCAAGAAGCUGCUGAUGAUGGCUGGUAUUGAUGACUGCUACACCUCUGCCAGGGGCUGCACUGCUACUUUGGGCAACUUUGAGGAAUUCACCGACCAUCUUGUGAAAACCCACACUAGAGUCUCUGUCCAGAGGACUCAAGCUCCAGCAGUAGCUACAACAUAAGGGUUCUUACACAACAAAAAUAAAAUAAAUAAAAUAUCAAUGAUUAUC
This is a messenger RNA of Chinchilla lanigera (long-tailed chinchilla), 921 nucleotides long. RefSeq names its product ribosomal protein S2 (gene Rps2). Gene Ontology annotation, molecular function: RNA binding; structural constituent of ribosome. The record is from RefSeq and is a predicted model, not a curated record. Gene Ontology annotation, biological process: translation. NCBI's taxonomy places the organism in Eukaryota, Metazoa, Chordata, Mammalia, Rodentia, Chinchillidae. Gene Ontology annotation, cellular component: cytosolic small ribosomal subunit; ribosome.